Morus notabilis is the source of this 636-nucleotide messenger RNA. RefSeq names its product peroxiredoxin-2E, chloroplastic-like. Gene Ontology annotation, molecular function: thioredoxin peroxidase activity. NCBI's taxonomy places the organism in Eukaryota, Viridiplantae, Streptophyta, Magnoliopsida, Rosales, Moraceae. The annotation marks the transcript as partial. Gene Ontology annotation, cellular component: cytoplasm. The record is from RefSeq and is a predicted model, not a curated record. Gene Ontology annotation, biological process: cellular response to oxidative stress; hydrogen peroxide catabolic process; cell redox homeostasis. The transcript has a single exon.
UCCUCCAAGCCUCUCAGAUUCUCCACCACCUCCAAAAUCUCCGCCACCAUCAACGUCGGCGACAAGCUUCCCGAAUCCACCUUCUCCUACCUGGACGCCGCCGGCGAUGUCCAGACCGUCACCGUCUCCGACCUCACCAAGGGGAAGAAGGCCGUCCUCUUCGCCGUCCCCGGUGCUUUCACCCCGACCUGCUCGCAGAAGCACGUCCCCGGGUUCGUGGAGAAGUCGGCGGAGCUCAAAUCGAAGGGCGUCGAUAUCAUCGCCUGCAUCUCCGUCAACGAUGCCUUCGUCCUCAAGGCGUGGAAGGAGGAUCUGAAGAUCAACGACGAGGUGCUGAUCUUGUCCGACGGGAACGGCCAUUUCACCAGAGCGAUCGGCGCCGAGCUCGAUUUGAGCGACAAGCCGGUCGGAUUGGGGGUUAGGUCGAGGAGGUAUGCGCUCUUGGCGGAGGACGGCGUCGUUAAGCUGCUGAAUUUGGAGGAAGGCGGUGCUUUCACCUUCAGCAGCGCCGAUGAUAUCCUCAAAGCGCUCUGAAUUUCUCGUCGUGAUGAGAUUUUUUCAGGUUUUUGUUCUUCUUCUUCUUCUUUUUCUUUUGUAGCUCGUUGGAUUGUUGGAUAGAAUAAACGUGUUUGGGUU